CCCUCUUCUUCUCAGACUCUCUCACCAGGCCACCGCUUUUCACACAAAGAAUGCUUCUUUGACACCAAAACCCAAUUUUCCCGGAAAAAUCAUAACUUACUGCACAGCGAUUUUCUUUCUUUCCAAACGGCUUUUAAAGAGAGAGUUUGUGCAGGAGAUGGGGGCGUACAGAUCAGACGAUGAUUACGACUACUUGUUCAAGGUGGUGUUGAUCGGGGACUCGGGUGUGGGCAAAUCGAACCUGUUGUCGCGGUUCACGAGGAACGAGUUUAGCCUCGAAUCCAAGUCCACGAUUGGCGUCGAGUUCGCCACGAGAAGUAUUCGGGUCGAUGAUAAGGUCGUCAAGGCCCAGAUUUGGGAUACCGCUGGCCAAGAAAGGUAUCGUGCAAUCACGAGUGCCUAUUAUCGAGGUGCUGUGGGUGCUUUACUAGUCUACGACGUUACCCGACAUGUUACAUUUGAAAAUGUGGAGAGAUGGCUGAAGGAGCUUCGGGAUCACACUGAUGCCAACAUUGUGAUCAUGCUUGUAGGAAACAAGGCAGACCUGCGGCACCUGCGAGCCGUUUCCACCGAAGAUGCCACGUCUUUCGCUGAACGGGAGAGCACCUUUUUCAUGGAAACAUCUGCUCUCGAGUCCAUGAAUGUUGAGAAUGCAUUCACGGAAGUGCUGACGCAAAUUUAUCAUGUUGUAAGCAGGAAGGCCCUUGAUGUUGGGGAUGACCCAGCAGCCUUGCCCAAAGGAAAAACAAUCAAUGUCGGAUCCAAGGAUGAUGUAUCAGCUGUGAAGAAAGUCGGAUGUUGCUCUGCUUGAGCAUGGAGAGGAGAUGUAAAAUUUUAUUAUAUUUGAACUUCUAUGCCCUGUUCAUAUCUUUGUAGAGGUCAGCUGACUGAGCAAAAGUGCUGUCAAUAGAUCAUUUAUUUGUUUCAACGUUAUUUAUUUCUUGGAAACAAGAGAGAACAUGUCUAUGUUUUCAUUAACUAUUUGCACUUCCUUUUUGUAUUAAUAGGAUUACUAAGCUGCUUCGAUUUAA
Corylus avellana is the source of this 1031-nucleotide messenger RNA. RefSeq names its product ras-related protein RABA1f. Lineage: Eukaryota; Viridiplantae; Streptophyta; Magnoliopsida; Fagales; Betulaceae. The record is from RefSeq and is a predicted model, not a curated record. Gene Ontology annotation, molecular function: GTPase activity; GTP binding.